CGCCCACGCUUGACGAUUCCGCCGCUCGCGACAACAGCCGAGCACACACCCAGGUGACUAGUGCGGCGGCAGCGUCUCCCUCGCCGGCUCGCCGCUCGCGGAUAUAUCAGUCUCCCCCAGCAAAACCAGCGCCAGCUUGCAACUUGCUUUAGCCACCACCACCAACCCGGCCCCGGUUCGCGCGUGCCGCGCCUAUCAGCAGCGCGCUAGCCAUGGCGAGGCCGCCGCGGCUGCUGCCUGCGCUGCUCCUCUUGCUGUGCCUGUGCGCGCUCCCCGCCCCCGCGCGGUCCCAGAACGCGACCGCGCCCGCGCCGGCGUCCGUCGAGGGGUUCAACUGCUCUGCGAGCCGGGCGUACCCGUGCCCGGCGUACGCGCUCUACCGCGCCGGCUUCGCGGGCGUGCCGCUCGACUUCGCGGCCAUCGGCGACCUCUUCAGCGUCAGCCGCUUCAUGGUCGCGCACGCCAACAACCUCUCCACCUCGAUCGCGCCGGCGAGCGGCCAGCCGCUGCUCGUGCCGCUCCAGUGCGGCUGCCCCUCCCGGUCGCGCAACGCCUACGCGCCGACGCAGUACCAGAUCAUCCAUGGGGACACUUACUGGAUCAUCUCCACCACCAAGCUGCAGAACCUCACGCAGUACCAGGCGGUGGAGCGCGUGAACCCGACGCUGGUGCCCACCAACCUCCCCGACGGCGUCAUGGUCACGUUCCCCGUCUUCUGCCAGUGCCCGGCCGCCGCCGACAACGCCACCGCGCUCGUCACCUACGUCAUGCAGCCGGGCGACACCUACGCGUCCGUCGCCGCCGCCUUCGCCGUCGACGCGCAGUCCCUCGUCUCACUCAACGGGCCCGAGUCGAGGGCGGGGCAGUUCGCGGAGAUACUAGUGCCGCUCCGCCGGCAGGUGUCUGAAAUUUUGCCCCCAAUCGUGCGCGUAAACAACGCCUCGGCGACGCCAGCUUCCCCCAACAUGACAGUCGUGAGCAAGGACCGGGACGGGGUGGUCACCGGGCUGGCCGUCGGGCUGGGCGUCGUCGGCGCGCUCUGGCUGCUGCAGAUGCUGCUGCUGGCCUGCUUGUGUAGACGGCUCAAGGCGAAGGGACGACGAGGGGACGCGGUGGUGAGCGGCGACGGCGUCGAGGGCGGCAGGUUCGCCAAGAGCUCGUCCGGCGGGGGCGGCGGCGCCGGCGCCGGAGAGAGGUUCCUGGUCAGCGACAUAUCGGAGUGGCUGGACAAGUACAGGGUGUUCAAGGUCGAGGAGCUGGAGCGCGGCACGGGGGGAUUCGACGACGCGCACCUCAUCAACGGCAGCGUGUACAAGGCCAACAUCGAUGGCGAGGUGUUCGCCGUGAAGAGGAUGAAGUGGGACGCCUGCGAGGAGCUCAAGAUCCUGCAGAAGGUGAACCACAGCAACCUGGUGAAGCUGGAGGGGUUCUGCAUCAACUCGGCGACGGGCGACUGCUUCCUGGUGUACGAGUACGUGGAGAACGGCUCGCUGGACCUGUGGCUGCUGGACCGCGACCGCGCGCGGCGCCUGGACUGGCGCGCGCGCCUCCACAUCGCGCUGGACCUCGCCCACGGCCUGCAGUACAUCCACGAGCACACCUGGCCCCGGGUGGUGCACAAGGACAUCAAGAGCAGCAACGUCCUCCUGGACGCCCGCAUGCGCGCCAAGAUCGCCAACUUCGGCCUCGCCAAGACGGGCCACAACGCCGUCACUACCCACAUCGUCGGCACGCAGGGGUACAUCGCGCCCGAGUACCUCGCCGACGGCCUCGUCACCACCAAGAUGGACGUGUUCGCCUACGGCGUGGUCCUGCUCGAGCUGGUGUCCGGGCGCGAGGCCGCGGACGAGACCGGCGAGCCGCUCUGGGCGGACGCCGAGGACAGGGUGUUCCGGGGCCGGGACGAGAGGCUGGAGGCCCGCGUGGCGGCGUGGAUGGACCCGGCGCUCGCGGGGCAGACGUGCCCACCGGGGAGCGUGGCGAGCGUGGUCAGCGUCGCGAGGGCGUGCCUGCACAAGGACCCCUCCAAGCGCCCCAGCAUGGUGGACGUCGCCUACACGCUGUCCAAGGCGGACGAGCACUUCGCCGACUACUCCGGCGAGAGCGUGUCCGUUGACGGCAGCGGCGAAAUCGCCGCCCGGUGAACAAACCAUCCUUGGUUUGGUAAGUGCAGAACUCUGUAGUAGUACUAGUUCUUAGCCAGUUCGCGUUGUAAAUGUUAAGGUCUAGCGAGCGGAUGAUAAGUGAGCGCGUCGAGUAAUAACGCCUUCAUUAAUGACGGCUGCGAGGUCCGUGAGAUCGAUCGGCUUGGGGUGUAAAAUCUUGUUAAAGCUGUGCUAUUACGCAGAUGAGGAUCAAUCCGUGAGUGGCAAAUGAAGUUUCAACUAGCAAUUUGUGGCU
This is a messenger RNA of Panicum hallii, 2400 nucleotides long. Its product is annotated as serine/threonine receptor-like kinase NFP. The record is from RefSeq and is a predicted model, not a curated record. The transcript is spliced from 2 exons. Gene Ontology annotation, biological process: protein phosphorylation. NCBI's taxonomy places the organism in Eukaryota, Viridiplantae, Streptophyta, Magnoliopsida, Poales, Poaceae. Gene Ontology annotation, molecular function: ATP binding; protein kinase activity. The coding region runs from base 213 to 2144 and encodes 643 amino acids.